Drosophila obscura is the source of this 3422-nucleotide messenger RNA. RefSeq names its product ATP-binding cassette sub-family G member 1. The transcript has 8 exons. NCBI's taxonomy places the organism in Eukaryota, Metazoa, Arthropoda, Insecta, Diptera, Drosophilidae. Gene Ontology annotation, molecular function: ATP hydrolysis activity; ABC-type transporter activity; ATP binding. Gene Ontology annotation, cellular component: plasma membrane. Bases 465 to 2846 code for a protein of 793 amino acids. The record is from RefSeq and is a predicted model, not a curated record.
UUUUCUUUCGCGGCACACCACAGUUGGAUUCACAAGUGGAAAACAUUUCGUGCCUUUGGUCGCUUCGGUCCGACGCGCGUUAUUUUCGUUGCAUUUUUUGAAGAGACAUAGAUGUACAUAUAUUCGCAGCCAAUGAGAAAAAGACGAUUUAAAAGAGCGAAAUUAAAAUUCAAAUGAGAACUCAACACAACACACACACUCAAACACAUUCGCGACGGCAAAAUCUAACUUAUUUUAAUUGUUGACGCCGCUCUCGAAUACAGGCCUAAGCAAAACGAGACGAGAAGCGAAAAAAGAAAAAGGAAAUUAAAUGACAUUAAAAAAUGUUUAACAGCACGAAUUAGGCUGCAAGUGAAUUUUAAACUUGUGAGAUAAAAGUGAACUUUAUUAGCGUUAAGGUGAAGGUUGGGAAAUAUCAAAAGUGAUAAUACAAACUCCUCACACACACACACACCGUUGAAACCAUGUCCAGCUGGAGCUUGGCCAGUGCCGUCUCCCCGAAUGUAACAGGUUCUGACGUCAUCCGGCUAAGCAGCCUCAACUCUCGCUCAGACUCAAACCUGACAGCACCACCCCGUCCAACGACCCCUGUGCCCGCCAAGAAGUUGGCCUCCAAGCGCCCGCCACAUCUGACGCUGCACAUCAGACCCACAGCUGAUGCGCCGCUAGCCGAGACCGAGAACAGUGCUCUGUCGGACGGGGGCCCAUCCCUCUAUGGCACGCCUCUGGGGGCGACGCCUGCUGCCUCAAUUUCGGCUGCAUCUCCCGCCAGCAGCACCAGCCAUCGCAGCAGCAGCACGAGUGGGUCCAUAUUCCCUCACGAACAAUAUAAAGCCAUCAAGAAGAUCAAUAUCGGCUUUGAGAACAUUCGCUACACCACCAAGUUUGGGGUCUUCAACAGGGAAACUAAAGACGUCCUCUUGGGUCCGACGGGUUACUUUAAGUCUGGCGAGCUGAGUGCAAUCAUAGGACCCUCUGGAGCUGGCAAGAGCACACUGCUUAACAUACUCUCAGGAUACACAACAUUUGGUUACACGGGAGACUUUCGCGUCAACGGCAAUCGACGGGACCUGAAGGCGUUCAAACCAAAUGUGGCGUUCAUCAGGCAGGACACGAGUCUGCAGGCCUUCCUUAGUGUCAAGGAGGCCAUGCACUUUGCGGCAAACCUGAAGAUUGGCACACACAUGACGCUAUGCGAGAAGCGAGAGCGGGUGAAGAGCAUUCUGGAAGCCAUCGGGAUGUAUGCGAACCGCAAUACGAGGACAGGCCAGCUAAGCGGGGGACAAAAGAAGCGUCUGGCCAUUGCUCUAGAGCUAGUGAACAAUCCCCCCGUGCUAAUACUAGAUGAACCAACCACCGGCUUGGACAGCUUUACCUCCAAUCAGCUGAUUACCCUGCUGAAGAAACUAGCCAUCGAAGGACGCACUGUCAUCUGCACCAUUCACCAGCCGACGGCCCUGACGUUUGCCAUGUUCGACUAUCUGUAUGGCAUUGCCGAGGGCCACUGCAUCUACGCGGGCGGCUCACAGAACCUCCUUCCCUUCCUGGGGGCCCUCAAUCUGCAUUGCCCGGAAUAUUACAAUCCAGCGGACUACUUAAUGGAGAUAGCAACGCAUGAUUAUGAUACGGAAGAUGACAAGCAGGUGGACAAGCUUGUGGCCCUAAUAGACAAUGGCCGAAAUGAGGAUUACAGACAGAACAAAACCGCACGGGUCGCUCAAUUGACGGCCAUGAAAAAAGUUGACCAACUGAUGGCAGCUGGAUUGAUCACACCCGUCACAGCUCCUGUAAUGGUUACAUCUGGUCUUCCCGCACACUACCACCAGUCGAACAACUUUAAGCCCUUGACGCCUAUAAAGGAGCUCUCCUCCCGUGUCUGGGACAGCCAAACGCCGGGCAUUGGAAGCAAGUCGGGCGGCAGUUGCUGCAAGCCAAAGAAAAAUAAGAAGACGAAGCCAGCCCUAGAGCUGGAUCCAAGCCAUCUAUGCAAUCGUGAUAAUAUCUAUGCCACGCCCUUCUAUCGACAGCUCAGCAUUCUGCUGCUCAGAGCCUUCCUACUCAUUUGGCGGGACAGUUCGCUAACCACGAUGCGAUUUGCCAUACAUCUUAUCACUGGCCUGAUGAUAGGAGCUUUGUAUUUCGGAAUCGGCAAUGAUGCCGCCAACACGCUGAACAUCUUUCGCUACGUUUUCUACACGAUCAUGUUUAUCAUGUACUGUGCCUUCUCCGGGAUACUAGUUAAAUUUCCUUUGGAGUUCCCGAUUGUGUCCCGGGAACAUUUUAACCGCUGGUACUCCCUGCGAGCCUACUACGUGGCCAUUACUGUGGCAGAUCUCCCAAUACAGAUCAUAUGCAGUGCACUGUUCAUAGUGCCCACGUAUCUGAUGACCCAUCAGCCUAUGGAGUUGUGGAGGUUCGGUCUGUUCUUUCUCAUCGUGUUCCUCACAGCUCUGGUGGCCCAAAGCAUUGGACUGGCGGUGGGCGCGGCGUUGAGCCUAAAAAUGGGCUCUAUUCUGGGACCCUUCUUCAUUUGCCCCUUUCUUCAGUUCAGCGGAUUCUUUUUGAUGGAGAAGGAUGCUCCCAUCUACAUGCGCUGGAUGUUCGACAUAUCGUUUCUUAAAUACAGUCUGGAUGGAGCUAUGAUGGCCAUUUUUGGGUACGGUCGAGAGCGCCUCGACUGCCAGGAGAUGUACUGCCACAUGACGCGUCCCAAAUAUAUACUCAAGAACUUGGACAUGGCCGAGGCCAACUAUGAGUUAGCCAUCUUUUUUCUCCUCUGCCUGUUUGUCUUCCUCCGCAUCAUUGCCUUCUACAUUAUGUCGUUUCGACUCAGACUGUUCAGAUGAGGAGGUUGGCGGCGAUGAGACGCUUACAGAAGAGGAAGGAAACCUCCUGCCACAUUCCGGAUGACAGAUUGAAGCUGGAUUUAAAUUUAUGGUUUCUUUUAAAGCAUUUAUUUGAAAGGAACUUUUGUGCCAAAGAUUGAAGAAGUCUAGAGUAGAUCAUAAGGAAAUCGUGAUACAUAACUGAAAAGAAUACCCCACCCCCUCCCCCAUACAAACAUAAAAUGAUACAUUACAGAGAUCAAUGCUGUAUAUACGUAUAACAUUUUUAUAACAUACAUAGUGUACACACAAUUGUAUUUUUGUAUUGUAUUAAUGAACGAUUUAUUGACUAGUUUUAAAGCGAGUCUGAUUUUCAGUCCUUAUUAAAAUACUUUCUGAAGAGGGUAAACAAUUUUGAUUUUAAAACUGCUGUUGUUUGAACUGGUUAAGUCAUCACAUUUUAACGUAAUGGUUUUACAAUCUUCUAAAAAUAAUUUUCAGUUUUUGUUUAUUUUAAUAUUUAAUUUUGAUACUUCAAAACGCAAUUUUUUUUAACGGAAUGUCUUAUUUAUCCAAAGAAAAUGAAUAGCUUCUUUU